Cordyceps fumosorosea ARSEF 2679 is the source of this 1650-nucleotide messenger RNA. RefSeq names its product sucrose transport protein. Gene Ontology annotation, cellular component: membrane. Bases 1 to 1650 code for a protein of 549 amino acids. The record is from RefSeq and is a predicted model, not a curated record. Gene Ontology annotation, molecular function: sucrose:proton symporter activity. Lineage: Eukaryota; Fungi; Ascomycota; Sordariomycetes; Hypocreales; Cordycipitaceae. The transcript is spliced from 6 exons.
AUGGCUGCGUUUGCGGGCGAGUCCUCCAUCAGGGGCUCGAGUGAGGCCAUGCGCAUGGUUCUGCUCACCUUUUGCACCAUUGGCAUCACGUUUACCUGGGGAGUCGAAAUGACGUACUGCACACCAUAUCUUCUAAGCCUCGGAUUGAGCAAGAGCAACACUUCCAUGGUGUGGAUCGCCGGGCCGCUGUCCGGCCUCAUCGUGCAGCCCGUCAUCGGCGUGCUCUCGGACGAGAACACGUCGCGAUGGGGCCGCCGCCGGCCCAUGAUGGUCCUCGGCGCCGUCAUCGUCGCCGCGGCCAUGCUCGUCCUGGGCUUCACCAAGGAGCUCGUCGGCCUGUUCGUCGAGGACACCGACGCGGCCAGGAUGCCGACCGUCCUGCUCGCCGUGCUGGCCAUUUACGUCGUCGACUUUGCCAUCAACGCCGUCAUGUCCUGCUCGCGGAGUCUCAUCGUCGACACCCUUCCUAUUGAGAAGCAGCAAUCCGGCGCCGCUUGGGCCAGCCGCAUGUCCGCCAUUGGCAACGUCAUCGGUUACGCGGGCGGCGCCGUCGACCUGGUCAGCAUCCUGGGCACCACCUUUGGCGACACCCAGUUCAAGCUGCUCACCCUCAUCGCCGUCGCCGCCAUCCUCGGCACCACGGCCGUCACCUGCUGGGCCGUGACCGAAAAGGUGCUGCUCCCCGACGCCGCCCACCAAAAGAACCGGACUCGCCAUCCAUCCUCCUCCUCCUCGGAGGGUCGCUUCCGGGUCGUCGCCCAGAUCCUGGCCACCAUCCGGCACCUGCCGCCGCGCGUGCGCGCCAUAUGCUGGGCGCAGUUCUGGUCCUGGGUCGGCUGGUUCCCGUUCCUCUUCUACAGCACCACCUGGGUCGGCGAGACCUACUUCCGCUACGACGCGCCCGCAUCGGCGGGCAAGGACGCGCUCGGCGACAUCGGCCGCAUCGGCAGCCGCGCGUUCGUGCUGUCGUCGCUGAUCACGCUGACGGCCUCGCUGGUGCUCCCGCUCGUGGUGCGCUCGCCAGACGAGCCGACGUACACGCAGCGGCCGCAUCCGGUGCUCACGGCGGCGCUCAGGGUCUGCGGAAGGUGGUGGUCGCGGCCGGACCUCCUGACGACGUGGGUCGCGGGCCACGCGCUCUUCGCGGCCGCCAUGACGUUUGCCCCGUUUGCGACCAGCUACCGCUUCGCCACGGCACUGGUGUGUCUCUGCGCAGUUCCAUGGGCAAUCGCAGGAUGGGCGCCCAGCGCCCUUCUCGGUGUCGAGGUCAACAAGCUCGCGGGCCAGGGCAGCGGCUACCACCCUCUGACCCGCCAGGAUGUUGAGAUGACGGUGCUCGGAGAGGGCUCCUCCUCCUCCGGCUCCCCCUCUCAGGACGCGGGAGGCUCCUCGGCGGAGCUCUCGGGCAUCUACUUUGGCAUCCUCAACGUGUACACGACGCUGCCGCAGUUUGUCGGCACCUUCAUCUCCAUGAUCGUCUUUGCCCUCCUUGAGCCGGGCAAGAGCCGAGAACUGGGGGGUGAGGAUGGGGACAAGACGCCGUCGGCGACGCCGACCGGACCGAACGCGAUUUCCGUCUGCCUCUUCAUCGGUGCAAUGAGCACCAUCGUUUCCGCAUUUGUUACGAGAAGAUUGAGAACUCUGGAGUAA